AUGUAUGCGCGGAGCAACGCAUCAAGCAACGCGAGCGAGCGCCCGCAGGUCCGCUCCGCGCUGGGCUCCUUGAAGCGCACCUGGUCAGGCAACCAACAGGACCUCGGCUCGUCGGCCAACAGCACAGCUGGCAAGUCCACGUUGGGACCACCCUCCAGCCAAGAGGUAUUCUACGAAUGGUCUGACUCGCCGUCGCCACCGCUCAAGACGAAAGAGCUGAGGCUGCCCGCCACCGACUCGGACAAGGAAAACGGUGAAUCCGCACCGCCCGAGAAGAAGGCCAAAGCAGCCCCACUAUCGCUCGAGACGGCCAGAACCGCUCCACAGCAAACCGGCUUCGUUUCCGCCUCAAGUCUGCAGCGAAGCUCGAAUCACGGAAAUCGAAAUGCCGCAGCAGUGUCGAGCUCCGGCUACAGUCGUCCGAGUACGGGAUCUUCCAGCCGUCCGCAUGCACAGUCCUAUGCGCAGCCAUACGCUCGCCCGUCCGUCCAUCCGUCGUUGAGCUCCGAUCUUGCAAAGCAAUUCUCGUACGACCGAGGCCAGGCUCGCAACGGCCCCAGCAUGAGCGCAUCUGGGCCGAGCAGCGCCAGUGUGCCCUCGUCGGCCGCAGCAUCCUCGAGCGCAAAUGCACGCACGUCGUCGGCACCUGCGCUGUCGUGGAUGAAGACGGCUUCGCAGCUCAAGAGUGAAAAGCGCAACGACCCUACUGCAUACCAAGCCAGCUCGCUCAUCUCGUCCAGCGGCCAAGCGAACGCAGGCAGAGGAUCGCCUUCGCUGGACAACAAAAAGAACGUCAACAAGAUCUUUCUAUCUCAAGAGCAGCGCAAGGUGCUCCAGAUGGUGGUCGAGGAAGGCAAGAACGUCUUUUUCACUGGCUCAGCGGGUACGGGUAAGUCGGUGUUGCUGAGAGAGAUCAUUCGCGAGCUGCGUCGCAAGCACGCCAAGCGUCCCGAGUCAGUGGCCGUCACCGCAUCCACGGGUAUUGCUGCCUGCAACAUCGGCGGCGUGACGAUCCACAGCUUUGCUGGUAUCGGUUUGGGCAAGGAACCGGUAACACAGCUCAUGAGCAAGAUCCGAAAGCAGCGCAAGUCGACCGCGCGCUGGCAGCGCACGCAGGUGCUCAUCGUCGACGAGGUGUCGAUGGUCGAUCCGGCACUGCUCGACAAGCUGGAGGAGAUUGCGAGGCUGAUCCGAAAGAAGCCCGACAAGCCCUUUGGCGGGAUUCAGCUGGUCAUCACCGGCGACUUUUUCCAGCUGCCGCCGGUGAACCCGGGUUCCAGCGUCACCUUCGCCUUUGACGCGCGGUGCUGGAACCAGGUAGUUCAGCACAAAGUCAACUUGACGCAAGUCUUCCGUCAGAAGGACGAGUCGUUUGUCACGAUGCUCAACGAGAUGCGCUUCGGCAGGCUCUCGCAAAAGACGAUCGAUGCGUUCAGGAAGCUCGAGAGAGUACCCACGUACGCCGACGACAUCGUACCCACGGAACUGUUCCCGAUGCGAAACGAAGUAGACAGGGCCAACAUGGAACGGCUAAAUGCUCUGCAGACGGAGAGCCAGAGCUAUCGGGCGCAGGACGGGGGCACGCUGCAGGGCGAGGCUCGCGAACGGGUGUUGGCCAACUCGAUCGCGCUGUCGGUGUUGCACUUGAAGAAGGGCGCCCAGGUGAUGCUGAUCAAGAACCUCGACGAGACGCUCGUCAACGGCUCGGUGGGCAAGGUGAUUGAUUUUAUGGACGAUGCCGAGUAUGACAAGCAGACGGGCGCUCUGGAUAUGUCCGAAUUCCAGCAGAAGGAGGAUCGAGACCAGACGCCGCGCACGUCGACGCGCAAGUGGCCGCUGGUGCGCUUCCAUUUGAGCAACGGUCAGACGCGCGACUACCUGGCGCGGCCCGAAUCGUGGAAGACCGAACUGCCGGACGGCGAGGUGCAGGCGUCGAGGACGCAGGUGCCGCUCAUCCUGGCGUGGGCCAUGUCGAUCCACAAGUCGCAGGGGCAGACGCUGCCGUGCUGCAAGAUCAAUUUGGGUCGCGUAUUCGAAAAGGGACAGGCGUACGUCGCGCUGUCGCGAGCCACGUCCUUGGAGGGACUGCAGGUGCUCGGCUUCAGGCCGGACAAGGUGAUGGCGCAUCCGAGGGUGAUCCAGUGGAGUCAGUCGUUGAUUGCGCUGAGCGAUUGA
Molecule: messenger RNA, 2175 nt
Organism: Sporisorium graminicola
Lineage: Eukaryota; Fungi; Basidiomycota; Ustilaginomycetes; Ustilaginales; Ustilaginaceae
Exons: 1
Coding region: 1-2175 (724 amino acids)
Biological process (GO): DNA repair; telomere maintenance
Molecular function (GO): DNA helicase activity; ATP hydrolysis activity
Source: RefSeq, a predicted model, not a curated record